This is a messenger RNA of Drosophila arizonae, 643 nucleotides long. RefSeq names its product C-type lectin 37Da-like. The record is from RefSeq and is a predicted model, not a curated record. Lineage: Eukaryota; Metazoa; Arthropoda; Insecta; Diptera; Drosophilidae.
CUACAGCAUUAAUUUACAGGGCAUAAAUGAUCGAAUUUCACCGAUUUGCAAUAUAAAAGGCCAGCCAUAAAAAUAUAGAAAUGAGUUCUGCCAGAAUGUCUGCGAAAUACGUUUCUGUGCUUCUGUUUUUUGGAUUCUUUGCUCUGUGUGUGUCAUAUAAAUUAUAUCCAGUUAUAACACCUGAUAUUCCAGCCAACACGAACCUUACAACGGGCCCAUUUGUUAGGAUCGGAACUGGAUAUUACUUUUUCGAGUUAAACAACAAGAAAAACUGGUACGAAGCCUAUGAAACAUGUCGAACGAUGAAUGCUGAAUUAAUCACGAUAGAAACUAUCGAAGAAUGGAACAUUAUCAAUCGAUAUAUUCGUGACACGAAUAUUGAUUACUCCUACUGGACAUCAGGCACAGAUCUUGGUAAAGAGGGAUACCACACAUGGUUUUCGAGCGGAAAACCAAUUAAUAUUAACAUCUGGGAUCCAGGAAUGCCCAAUAAUGUCGACAACUUACAGCACUGUGAUGAAAUGGGCUGGAGGGAUGGUGUUCGAAGUGGACUCAAUGAUCGUCAGUGUGAAUUUUUGAAUCGUUAUAUCUGCGAAGCUAAACAGCCUGUAACUGCCUCGUUUGUUCUCUGGUAAUAUUAAUU